Triticum aestivum (bread wheat) is the source of this 799-nucleotide messenger RNA. RefSeq names its product ABA-inducible protein PHV A1. Bases 73 to 606 code for a protein of 177 amino acids. The record is from RefSeq and is a predicted model, not a curated record. Gene Ontology annotation, cellular component: nucleus. The transcript has 2 exons. NCBI's taxonomy places the organism in Eukaryota, Viridiplantae, Streptophyta, Magnoliopsida, Poales, Poaceae.
CGUCUCUCCACAACAAGCACAAGAAAAGAAGAACACAAAUUAGUAGGUACCAGUACUCCAUCGACUUCAAAGAUGUCUGGCUGGUUUCAAGAGAAGUCCGGGGAGGUGGUGGACGUGACCCAAGUUAAGGCCGGCGAGGCCAAGAAGAUGGCGUCCGAGACGGGGCAAUCCAUCCAGGACCGUGCCGUCGAGGCAAAAGACCAGACCGGCAGCUUCCUUGGCGAGAAGAGCGCGGCUGUCACGAAGGCUGCCUCCGAGACUACUGAGGCGGCCAAAAAGAUGGGUGGCGAGGCCAUGGGGAAGGCGUCCGAGACAGUGGAAGCCGGGAAGGAUCGCGCCGUCGAGGGCAAAGACCAGACGGGCGGCUUCCUCAGCGAGAAGACUGAGGCUGUCAAGAAGACGGCCACCGAGACCACCGACGCCGCCAAGGAGAAGUCUACCGAGGCCGCGCAGUAUGUCCAAGACACCGCUGCACAGUACACCAAGGAUCCCCCGGUCGCCCCCAAGGAAAACGUCUUCCAGCAGGCUGGCGGGAAUAUGAUGGGUGCCGCGACGGGUGCCAAGGAUGCUGUGAUGAACACACUCGGGAUGGGAGGAGACAAAUAAGAUGCGGGUAGCGGCACCAAGAAGAUCAUAAACGAUAAUUAGACGCGCCUGCUUACCCUCGCCCUCCUUUCGUUUUGUUAUUCCCCCAAUAUAAAUUAAAUUUCAGUUUCAAGAGACUGAUUUAUACACACUCCUUGGUGUAACUUUGUUUGAUGUAUGCGACCGAGGUAUGAAUAUAUUUUUCACAAAAUCA